AUGCGAUGGCUCCAUACUGCCAAGACGCAGCGCCGCAGCUUCUCCCACGCAGCGCCCGUCCUUGACCUCACCAAGAGCCGCAAACAGCUCGGCCUUGGCCUCCUCGGCGGCCUUGUCUGCGUCGGCGUCGCGCUCCAAGCCAACGAGCGCAACAAGGCGUCUCUUCUCGAGGCGGUACCGAGCGCGAUGGAGGGGCCGCGACCGGACGCCAGCUGGAAGCAGACGCUCGAGCGCGUCGUGCCUGCGAUCGUCUCCCUCAAGCUCAACUCGCCGAAGUCGUUUGACACGGAGACACCGGGCAACGGGUGGGCCACGGGUUUUGUCGUCGAUGCGGAAAAAGGCAUCAUCCUCACCAACCGCCACGUCGUCGGCGCUGGUCCCGUUGACGCGGAGGCCAUUUUUCAAAACAACGAAGAAGUCCGCGUCGUGCCGAUUUAUCGGGACCCGGUGCACGACUUUGGAUUCUUCCGCUACGACCCCAAGGAUGUCCGGCACAUGGCGGUGCCAUCGCUCCAGCUCUGCCCGGAGAAGGCGACGGUCGGCACGGAUAUCCGCGUGGUCGGCAACGACGCGGCCGAGAAGCUCGCGAUCGCUGCGGAGAAAGGCCUUGUCGUCGUCGACCGCAACACGGUCUCGGACCGCCUCGGCGAUGUCAUGGUGACGUUCGCCAACACGCUCGUCGUCCCCGGCAAGGUCCGCUUCGUGCAUCCGGUGCACAACUUCGCGAUCGUCCAGUACAACCCGAGCCUCAUUGGAGACACGCCCGUGCAGUCGGCGACGGUCUCGCGCACGCCGCUGCAGCCGUCCGACCCGGUCUGGCUCGUCGGGCUCAUGAGCGGCAUUGGCCGGAGCUCGUGGUCGGAGCUUGUGUCGCGCGAGACCCUUGUCUCGAGUGUCAAGUGGAUUGCAUUGCCGAUGCCCAACCCGCCACGGUACCAAGAGCACAACCUCGAGAUGGUCGCGCUCCAAGACGUUGUCAACACGGAAGGCGGCGCGGUGUGCACGCCGUCGGGCGCCGUCGCCGCGUUCUGGGCGUCGUUUUCGUUUCAGCAGCAGCGCGGGCCGACCAAAGUCGAGUCGCAGUUCACGCGGGGCAUUCCCAUGGACAUCAUCCUCGACAGCGUCGAGCCGCUCUUGCACGGCGAAGCGUCGCCCAAGCUCUUUGACCUCGGCGUGGAUUUCGAGCACAUUAGCCUCGCCAAAGGCCGCGAACUCGGCAUGGACGAAGCGACGGCGAAAGCACUCGAGGCACACGCGCCCGCGCGCCGCACGAUCUUAUCGGUGGGCCGGCGCUGGGGCGGCACCGACGCCUCGGCCGUAUUGCGCAAUGGUGAUGUGCUUGUCGCGAUCGAUGACCGCGUCGUCACGUCGUUCCGCGAAGUCGAGAUCGCAACCCAGAAGGAGUCGGUGCGAGCCACGAUCGUGCGCCAGGGCACGCGCAUGGACGUGACACUCAAGACGGUGCACCUCGAGAGCUGGGAAGUCGAUCGCAUCGUAUUUUGGCAAGGCCUCCUCCUCCAAGUCCCGCCGCUCUCGGUCGCGUCGCAGCGCGAAAUCUCGUCCCGUGACGGCGUCUAUGUUUCGUACGCGGGGUCGCCGGCGGCGCGGUAUGGCCCGCCGCCCACGAGCCGCAUCUGUGAGCUCGAUGGCAUCCCGAUCUCCAACCUCGACGACUUUGUGCGCGUUGUGACGGCCAAGUCGGCGACCGCGUCCUCGAUCCGCGUCAAGUACAUGGACCUCGGGGGCAAAAUGCAUCUCACGACGCUCAAGCUCGAGCCGACGUUCUGGCCCACGAGCCAGCUGACGUACCGCGACAACGAUUGGCAGCGCCAGAGCUUGUGA
Messenger RNA from Saprolegnia parasitica CBS 223.65, 1842 nucleotides. RefSeq lists its product as hypothetical. The coding region runs from base 1 to 1842 and encodes 613 amino acids. Gene Ontology annotation, molecular function: protein binding. The transcript is spliced from 10 exons. The record is from RefSeq and is a predicted model, not a curated record. NCBI's taxonomy places the organism in Eukaryota, Oomycota, Saprolegniomycetes, Saprolegniales, Saprolegniaceae.